CAUGAAAAGUAAUCACUCAGAACGUAUUUUUAUAAAUUUUAAAAAGCGAUAUGCCUGAAAAUGUCAAGAAAACCGGGCCUUUGAUAGGCGCUAUCGAUGAGGGGACAAGUAGCGCUAGAUUUUUGGUGUUUGACGUAUUACGUAGAAAUGUAGUGGCUUUGCAUCAAAUUGAAAUCAAACAGAAAUAUCCACAAGAAGGAUGGGUGGAGCAGGACCCGAAAGAAAUAUUAGAAGCUGUCAUAGCAUGUAUAGAAGAGACUUUGAGAAAGAUAAAGAACUUUGGCCUAUCAGUCUCUGAUAUCAAAGCUAUUGGAAUUACUAAUCAAAGGGAGACAACAUUGGUGUGGGAUAAAGAGACUGGCGAGCCUUUGCACAAUGCAAUUGUAUGGCAUGAUAUGAGAACAACUACAACUCUAGAAGAUAUAUUGGAUAAUGUCCCUAAUAAAACAAGAAAUAAGAAUUACUUGAAACCAUUAUGUGGCUUACCAAUGUCUCCCUAUUUUAGCGCUCUCAAGAUACGCUGGUUGAUAGAUAAUGUUCCACGUGUGAAACAAGCAAUAGAUGCACAGAAGUGUGCUUUUGGAACAAUUGAUACAUGGCUCAUUUGGCAUCUUACAAAGGGCCAAUUGCAUGUUACGGAUGUAUCGAAUGCAUCUCGCACGAUGCUGAUGAAUAUUGAUACACUGAAAUGGGAUCCUUUAUUAUGUCGUUUCUUUGGUAUUCCACAACACAUUCUUCCUGAAAUACGAUCUAGUGCAGAGAUUUAUAGUUCUAUUUCAAACCCUGAAGUUCUCACAGGCAUACCCAUAGCAGGUUGUGUUGGAGAUCAGCAAGGAGCUCUUCUUGGCCAGUUAUGUUUGAAAUCUGGUCAAGCAAAAGCUACGUAUGGCACAGGAUGCUUUUUACUUUACAACACCGGAAAUACAAAAGUCGACUCAACACAAGGAUUGAUAACUACGGUCGCUUACAAAAUUGCGCGAUCCCCACCUGUUUAUGCAUUAGAGGGAUCUGUCGCUGUUGCUGGAGCUGCUUUAUCCUGGUUGCGAGAUAAUAUGCAACUUAUCAGUAAUAUCAUGCAAACACAAGAUAUGGCAGAGCGUGUAAGAUGUUCUGGUGAUGUGUAUUUUGUACCGGCUUUUUCGGGAUUGUACGCACCUUAUUGGCAACAGGAUGCGCGCGGAGUGAUCUGUGGUAUUACUGAGAAUACGGAACAAUAUCAUAUUAUACGAGCAGCAUUAGAAGCGGUUUGCUUUCAAACGAGAGACAUACUAGAAGCAAUGGUGAAAGAUUCAGGUACGAACCUGACAACUUUACAAGUCGAUGGUGGUAUGACUGUAAACGACUUGUUAAUGCAAUUACAGGCAGAUUUAAUUGGAAUAACUGUUGUGAGACCAAACAUGGUUGAAACAACAGCAUUAGGAGCCGCUAUUCUAGCUGGUAUUGGUGCAGGUUUAGUUGAUAUAAAUGAAGUGGAUGCAUCUCAAGUAACCAAAUUUUCACCUCAGAUUGGUGAUGAUGAGAGAGAUCUUCGAUAUUCUAAGUGGAAAAUGGCUGUUGAAAGAUCUAUGAAAUGGGAUUGUUCUACAACUCUAAUAAAUAAUUAA
Atta colombica is the source of this 1604-nucleotide messenger RNA. It is a transcript of the gene Gk1, whose product is annotated as glycerol kinase-like. Gene Ontology annotation, biological process: glycerol metabolic process; glycerol-3-phosphate biosynthetic process; triglyceride metabolic process. The transcript is spliced from 9 exons. Gene Ontology annotation, cellular component: mitochondrion. NCBI's taxonomy places the organism in Eukaryota, Metazoa, Arthropoda, Insecta, Hymenoptera, Formicidae. Gene Ontology annotation, molecular function: glycerol kinase activity. Bases 51 to 1604 code for a protein of 517 amino acids. The record is from RefSeq and is a predicted model, not a curated record.